AUGAAGAGUGGAAAGCCAGCAAGUGGGACAUUUGGCGGACGACGAGUGGUGGGGAGUGGCGCGCGCGAAGGGCAAGACCCGGCCCCAGGGGCAUCUGUGAUUGAUCAGAUGCACGAGGCCCAGCCCGAAAAGGACAGCGUGCGCAGUCGAGGCCAGGCCAGAAUGGAAUGCAACGACAGCUAUCCCGCACAAUGUGGAUCUCCGGCUGAGCCACAAGCUCGGGUCCGGGCUUUGCGCAUCCUCUUUGAAGACGGAGGAUCAGAGCCACUCCGGGGCCACUCCGGGGCCCUUUCAUUGCGUCGAGUCCCCGAGGGUUUGGGGCUGGAGGCAGCUGAGGGUUGCGGAAUUGCUUCUGGUCGUGAACCUCUGGGCCCAAUAUGGGGAGGGGGAAGUAUUGAGAGGAUUUGUACAUUUUUACAGUUUUACACUUUGCUCCGGCCAUUUGACUUUGGGGCUUUCUCGCCCACUUCUGCCUCUGCUGCUGCUGCUUCCGGUGGCUGGUGCUUGACCGCCGUCCCGGGAACUGGGAAUUGGAGCUUCGGAUCGACGGGCCAGCAGAUCCUCGUCCACUCUUCGUCCGCCCUUCCCAACUCCACCUCCCUCCAUCUCUCCAUCUCUCCAUAA
This is a messenger RNA of Penicillium macrosclerotiorum, 624 nucleotides long. RefSeq lists its product as uncharacterized. Lineage: Eukaryota; Fungi; Ascomycota; Eurotiomycetes; Eurotiales; Aspergillaceae. The record is from RefSeq and is a predicted model, not a curated record. The coding region runs from base 1 to 624 and encodes 207 amino acids. The transcript has 2 exons.